Neltuma alba is the source of this 1341-nucleotide messenger RNA. RefSeq names its product protein FAR1-RELATED SEQUENCE 5-like. NCBI's taxonomy places the organism in Eukaryota, Viridiplantae, Streptophyta, Magnoliopsida, Fabales, Fabaceae. The record is from RefSeq and is a predicted model, not a curated record. The transcript has a single exon. The coding region runs from base 1 to 1341 and encodes 446 amino acids.
AUGGAAGAUGAAUUUAAACUCGAAAUAGGGAGAGAGUUUGAAAGUUUAGAUGAAGCUUGGAACUUUUGGAAUGAAUAUGGGAGUAAAAUUGGUUUUGGAGUUAGAAAGUAUAAUGGAACAAAGAGUAAAAAAGAUGGUUCCAUUAUUACAUAUAGAUAUGUAUGUUGUAAGGAGGGUAUUCGGAAAAAAGAUAGAAGAGAGACAACCACUUCUAGAUAUCGGCCUGAGAUAAGAACCAAUUGCAAGGCAAGAAUGGUUGUAUCUCGUAUAGAUGAAAAAUUCAAAAUCACCAAGUUUAAUGAAGAACACAAUCACCCUCUUCAUACACAAGAAACAGUGCACUUGUUACCAUCACAGAGAAAUUUAUCAGAAGUUCAGGCUCAUGAAGUAGAUCUUGCAGAAGAAUCUGGGCUUGAACCUAAGGAAGCUUUUGACUUAAUGAGUACAUAUGCUGGUGGUCAAGAAAAUCUUGGUUAUACCAUGAUAGAUGCAAGGAACUACUUGAUGAAGAAAAGGCGAAAGCAUAUAAAGUUUGGAGAGGUGGGAUGUCUUCUUGAAUAUUUUCAAAAACGAAUUGUUGAAAAUCCUUCAUUUUAUCACAAAUACCAAUUGGAUAUGGAACAACAAGUUACCAAUGUGUUUUGGGCAGAUGCUCGUAUGUUAAAAGAUUAUGCACAUUUUGGUGAGGUUGUAUCACUAGACACGACAUAUAGUACAAACAGGGAUCAUCAGCCCCUUGCACUUUUUUCUGGUUUUAACCAUCAUAGAAGUGUGGUUAUUUUUGGAGCAGCGUUGUUAUAUGAUGAGACCAUUGAGUCUUUUAAGUGGCUGUUGGAAACUUUCUUAGAUGCUCACACACAAAACAAGCCUCAAACAGUGUUUACUGACCAGGAUCAAGCUAUGGCUAGAGCAUUGAGUGAAAUACUUCCUAAUACAAGACAUUGUUUGUGCACUUGGCAUUUAUUACAAAAUGGCAUUAAACACCUUGGGAACUUGAUGAAAGAAGGUUCACACUUUUUGACUGACUUCAAAAAAUGUAUGUUUGAUUAUGUCCAAGUGGAUAAAUUUGAAGAAGCCUGGAGUAAAUUGUUAUCUUCUUACAAUGUCCAUGAAAAUGGAUGGUUGAACUCCACUUACAAUAUUAAGGAGAAAUGGGCCAGGUGUUAUAUGAAAGAUGCCUUCACACUAGGUAUGAGAAGCACACAGGUUAGUGAAAGUGUGAAUGCUGAGGUGAAGAGAUGCACAAAGCCAAAAUUAGAUAUUAAUCGAUUCUUCAAGAGAUUUGAUAAAGUUGUAGAAAAGAAACGAUUUAAAGAGUUACAACUUGAGUAUGAAUCUUGA